This is a messenger RNA of Micropterus salmoides (largemouth bass), 7295 nucleotides long. RefSeq names its product metal transporter CNNM1-like. The coding region runs from base 103 to 2805 and encodes 900 amino acids. Gene Ontology annotation, biological process: magnesium ion homeostasis; transport. The record is from RefSeq and is a predicted model, not a curated record. The transcript has 10 exons. Gene Ontology annotation, cellular component: plasma membrane. Lineage: Eukaryota; Metazoa; Chordata; Actinopteri; Centrarchiformes; Centrarchidae. Gene Ontology annotation, molecular function: transmembrane transporter activity.
UAGCAGAGAGCUGCUGGUCCCUCCUUCUCCCGCAUGGACCGGAACCACGCAUAACCACGUGACCCGGGAGCUCUGGACUGAACGAACAUCUCACACCGCAUCAUGGCUGCGGAGGAUGCGGCCGCGCGGUCCCGAACCGGAGCCCUGCUCUCACGCGGGGCUCCGCUCUCUCCCUCCCGCCUGCUGCUGCUCUCCCUCUCCGCCUGCACUCUGCUCCCCGCCCCGGCGCUCGGCUUGCUCGGCUUUCGGCCUGAGGAGACCGGGGCGGAGCUGUCCGUGGCGGACGGGGUGCUGAAAGCCACCGAGGGAACCCGCUUCAUGCUGCGGGUUUAUUACUCCACCUCCCCGCAGAGGCUCAACCGCACCGCAGGGACUCGCGCCAACAACGCCGCGCCCUGGAUCGCCUUCAUCGAGGAGCCAACUCCCGGGCGAGAGGGACAAGUUCACCCGAAGCGGAACAUGUGCAUGGACAAGAACACCAGGACGUCCGACAUCGAGGUUUUAGGUUCUUUCAAGUCUGCGUCCAGUCAGAACUCAGUUCUUGUGGAGCUGCUGGCCAAGGACCUGCGGAAGGGGGAGAAGAUCAAAUACUACUCCAUGUGCGCCUUUGACGGAUCCAAAUGGGAACACUACCGGACAAGGGAUUUCUGGGUGGCCGUGGUGGAGCGCGCGGCUGUCCCGGAGCUCUGGUUGCAGGUGUUGGUGUCCGUCCUGCUGCUCGCGCUGUCAGCUCUUUUCAGCGGGCUGAACCUGAGCCUUCUGGCGCUAGACCCAGUGGAGCUUCAGGUCCUCCAGAACAGCGGCACCGACAAAGAGCAGAACUACGCGCGGAAAAUCGAGUCGGUUCGUCGGCAUGGUAACUACGUCCUCUGCACUUUACUGCUGGGGACCGCAAUCAUCAACGCCUCGCUCGCCGUGUGGGUGUGCCAGAUCCUGGGCAUGACCUGGCUCUCCACGGUCAUCUGCGCCUUCGGGAUUUUCUUCAUCGGGGAGAUCCUUCCACACUCGGUGGCGUCCCGUCACGGUCUGGCCAUCGCCUCCAAAACCAUCUGGGUGACGCGGCUGCUGAUGGUGCUCUCCUUUCCCAUCUCCUACCCCAUCAGCAAACUGCUGGACCUCAUCCUCAACCAGGAGAUCUCCAUCUUUUACACCCGAGAGAAACUCCUGGAGAUGCUGCGCGUCACCGAUCCGUACCACGACCUGGUCAAAGAGGAGCUCAACAUCAUCCAGGGAGCGUUGGAACUACGCACCAAAACCGUGGAGGACGUCCUGACGCCGCUGUCCGACUGCUUCAUGCUGGCCUCGGACGUCGUGCUGGACUUCAACACCAUGUCGGAUAUCAUGCAGAGUGGAUACACGAGGAUACCGGUGUUUGAGAACGAGCGGUCCAACAUCGUGGACAUCCUUUUCGUCAAAGACCUCGCGUUUGUGGACCCGGACGACUGCACCCCGCUGAAGACUAUCACCCAGUUCUACAAACACCCGCUGCACUUCGUCUUCAACGACACCAAACUGGACGCCAUGCUGGAGGAGUUCAAGAAAGGGAAGUCCCACCUCGCCAUUGUGCAGCGAGUAAACAACGAGGGCGAGGGCGACCCUUUCUAUGAGGUGCUGGGAAUCGUCACCCUGGAGGACAUCAUCGAGGAGAUCAUCAAGUCAGAGAUCCUGGACGAGACAGACCUCUACACUGAUAAUCGCUCAAAGCGCCGUGUUUCUCACCACGAGCGCAAGCAGCAGGACUUCUCCAUCUUCAAACUGUCAGAGAACGAGAUGAAAGUGAAGAUUUCUCCUCAGCUUCUCCUGGCAACGCAUCGCUUCCUCUCCACAGAGGUGGAGCCCUUCAAACCAGGUCAUAUCUCAGAGAAGAUCUUGUUGAGGCUGAUCAAACACCCCAGUGUGGUUCAGGAUCUCAAGUUUGAUGAGAAAAACAAGCGAGCAACACAGCACUUCCUUUUCCAGCGCAACAAACCUGUGGACUACUUCAUCCUGGUGCUGCAGGGUAGAGUUGAGGUGGAGUUUGGUAAAGAGGCGCUGAAGUUUGAGAAUGGAGCUUUUUCUUACUUUGGGGUACCUGCCAUCAUGCCAACAGUCCACAGAUCCCCCUCUCGCAGCAGUGGUUUGGACCGCUCUGAGUCUAUGCCGUACGGAGGAAGCAUGGGCCAACUGAACGGAGGGGGGAACGUCUACCUGCCAGACUACUCUGUCAGACAGCUCACACAUCUACAGAUCAUCAAGAUCACCCGGAGCCACUACCAGAAUGCUUUAACAGCCACCCGGAUGGACAGCUCUCCUCAGACGCCUGAUGCUGACACCCGUCUGACAGAAGGCAACACCCUGAUACCGGAGCCUCCGACAACGGAACACGGGGCCACCCUAAUGCCCCCGCAGCACACCACCACCACCCUCAUGCCCCCACCCAGAGAGCAGGGCCGGCCCAGCUCAGCCCGAACCCGAGGACAGCAGUCCAGCGUCCCACACAGCACCUCGCUGCUGAACGAAAAGAACCGCAUCGUCCGUAGUAAGUCGGAUGGCCAGAAGAGUCCCAGUGAUUCAGUGUUUCUCCGGAUGGAUGAGAUCCCCUACAUCAGAGAGGACAGAUCGGAGACUGACACACACACUGACAUGGCCUCCAUUCCCAUAGAAACGGACACAUCUCCUUUCAUCAGCAGCCUCUCGCUGAGUGGCUCAGAGGACACACUCGGCAAGAAACUCCUGCUCAAACUCAGCCACAAGAAGAGGAAAAAAUCCCGCGAAGGAGAGAAAACACCAGAGGACAUUUCAGAACAGCCUCUGGUGAAAACCUAGCAGCGUGUGUGUAUGAAACAGACCCGAACACUCCAUCAUCUGAUGGUUCUUCAAGUUGUUUGCAAAGACAAAUGUGGUUGCUGAACUACAGCUAUCAGAGUUUUAUCUGAAAACAACACCCUCCGAACCCACUGUAGGAGAUUAUAAAGAGGUCCCAUCUCCAGUAAUGUACUGAACACGUGGAUGGAAGACACCAUCUUGUCAAAGUGCAGGGGUGUGCAGCAUUGGCAAUAUGCAUUAAACCGUAGUUUCUGAUCUUAACAGGUUUUUCAUGCUGAUGCUCGUAUAUAAACAAAUGACUGUGAAUGUAAAAGAUUUGUAGUAAUAAUAGGUUUUUAUACACUAUAUACUCUCCUCAUGCGAUCACUUCUCCAAUGGAGCUAAAGGGAAUGACAGUAAAAAGGAAACAGACGGAAGACACCAAAGAUGUUGCUGUUUUGUCACAUAAUCCUCCAAACUGCAUCUCAACAGAAGUAAACUGGCUGCUUUGUGUUUGUCCUUUUUCUGUUUCAACAUGACAAUUGGCUUGAGCGCAAAGUCAGGCCCAUAAGGAAAUGUUUUAUCCAGUUUGGCAUGGAAGAACAGAGCCCUGUACUCAGAGCUUAAAAGAGCUAGAAUACUGGAAUUCAUUCGCCAGAUGGCCAGAAACACGACUCCAAAUAAAUGCUCUGUAUCUACAGGAUGUGUAAAUAGGUAACUGUUUGCUAACAAUUCACCUAAUCAACUGACCAUAUGUCAGUGUUGCGUUCACAUCCAUUCCCUGCAGCCCCCAAGUGGCUAAAAAAUCUGUUAUUGCAGGUUUAAAAAUAUGCCUACCAGCAGCUUGUUUGUGUUGUCCAAACACACAAAUAAUAAUGUAAAAUAGACCUUAGCGUUGCUAACAUGAGAGUGGUAUCGAUCUUCUCAUCUAACUCUCUGCAAGAAAAUGAAAACAAGUGUAAUUCCCAAAAUGUUGAACUGUCCCUUUAACUUUUUGUUACGUUUCCAAACUUCUCUCUGAACAUCUCUGUAAGUAGCUUUGUUCUGCGGAUUCAAUGCAUUUUGAAUGAUUUUGUUUUGCUAAAUGAUCACAUAGUGUGGAUGUUAGUGUCAGGAGGUCAAAAAAUGUUUCAACACCUGUCUCAUCACAGCUAAUUACUGUAUCUUCAAACCUUAUUAUUUAACAAUGAUCAGAUUGGAUUUUUACAGUGGUUCAUCAUAAUUAAUUGUUUAUUUUGCUUUGUCUGCCACUUAUCCAAAAACUACUGUCCUUCUUGUUUUUCUCCUGAGCUCUUCUUUUUCUUUAUCUGAGCCUUUUCUUCUUUUUUUUUUUAAGAGUUGUAAUUUGAAUUGCAUUUAUAUACCUCAUAAAAUUUUCAUUUGUUUUGUUCCUUUUUUUGAAUUUGGACCUCAGAAGGCUAUCAGACUCAGACAAAAGACAGAUUGGAGCUGCUUUUCUGCAAAGAGAUUUGAGAAACCCUGGGUCAGCCUUUCAUUUCAGUUUCUGUUUUAUUCACCACGUGAUUUAUGACCACUGAACCUCGUUAAAUAAUCAUCGCCUGAGCUGAGCUCUUUUUAUUAGAUCCAUUUCAAUUAUAAAUGAACCUCAUUUUUUUGGCUUUACUUUAUUGGAGAUUAAAUGAAACUGAGCUGAAGGCUGCAGCAAGUGUUCACCAAAACACAGUUAUGUGUUCUAUAAGAUGCCUAGAUAGUAUACGUAAAUAGGUUUAUGAAGUCAGCAGUCAGCACCUAUAUUAUCUAAACUGGAGACACAUACCUCUGAAAGGCUCUAUUGUAGUCUCUGAAAUAUACCUUCACUCGUCAGCGUCUCUAUUUUACAAUUUGUUUGAUUUAAUGAUAUUGAUUUUCAGUAUUUUUAUCUCCACAUUGACAACAGUAAUGGGAUUUCUGAAACAUACUGCAAAAAAAAUGUUGGUAUAAUUUGAGAUGACUAAUGUAUCCAGUACAACUGUGGAUGUUGGCUCACUGUCACACUGUCAUGGUUUACUUGGACACUUGUCAAGUCACAAAUCAAAAUGUCUGCUGUGAAAAAGCUACAUUGUCCAGCAUGAGGAAUUGGGACAGGGCCAUUAGUUGAUCACAUACUCACCUGGCAGAGAUACACUGAGCUCAAGAUAUAUAUUAGACUGUGGGUUAUUAACAUGUCUGCUUGUAGCAUCUAUUAUCUCAAAAAUGAAUUAACUUAUCCUGGAUACAUUCUCUCUUGAGGAAUAAUAGGGGGAACUUGACAUUGUGUGGCUUUUAUAUUAGUGGCUGUUAUCAUAUCACCUAUUUGGAAAUCAGAAUUGACCUUUUUUUAAAUCAACAGGUUACUAUAAAACAAGUUGUGGAGAAGCAAAUGUGUUGCUUUCUAAAUUCUUACAGAACUUAAAUCAUGUAGAUGGCAACAUAGAAGAGCUGAAACAAGUCUUGGUUUGGUGGAUUUAAUUUUUCUUGCAUCACAGAAACCUUCAGUUCCACCCCAGUGUGUGCAUAGUGUUCUCACGGUGUCCCUGAGCCUGCAGUGUUCUGGAUGGGCGUGACUCCAUCUGCCUACUUGUGCAGAAUCAGAUUUGUGCCACUGCAGCAUAGAGGAGGUGGAGGAGGAGGAAAGUGGGGAUGUGGAUAGAAGUCUGAAGUUUCAGGCCUGACCAAUAAGGAGGCCGUUAAUGGCCUUAUAAUAAAAAAGCCAAUCAAAAUAAUCAAUAUAAUUUAGGUUGCUGCCUGAACGUACUGCUGCAGCACAAACUGUGUUUUGGUGGGUCACCUGCAUUGAAGAGCUGCAUUUGUUUCAUUGGAGGUUCAGAAGGUCUACAUAUGUCUGAAUAGUUUUUGUGGGUUCCUUGGGAAACAGGCAAAUACAAUCAUCAACUUUAAAAAUCCUGAAAAUUGCCAUCAGCAGCCUCUCCCAGCAGUACUGGCUUUUAAAGACCCAAAAAGAUCCAUCGCAAGCUGGGGACAAUGAAAAAGAAGGAGGGGUGCUUUUUAACUCCGCUCACUUGCUAAUGUCACAGGCGGAGGAGAGAGAGGGAACAUCCCUCCUGGCUGCAAUAUAUCAAACCUGCUGAGUCACUUUGCUGCAUUGGAGCACCGACCACAGCCUAUCAACAUCAUCCUUUGAGGUCAAAGACAGACAAAAACUGUUCCUGCUGCAGGAUGUUGUUGAUUAGAUUGUAGGUUUGACGGAUACAUUUCCCUGCUGCAGAUCCAUUAGAUCUUUGGUUAUCAGGAUGUGUUCCUAAAGAGUCCGAGAUCAGUUUUCACAAUUUCUGCUAUGAGCCAAUAUAAUCGCAGAUUGCUGCUUAGUAAAAAUGUGCAUUGCUUUCAGCUGUUUUGCUGUAUUUUGUAAUAGAAUGACCUGCGUGGAAGAGAUGUUUUGGGAGAGAAUAUAACAACUUGAUACUUGUAAAAUAGAAAGCAACUAUGUAUGGUAUUUUGCAUCAAAAUAUACACAGAAAUAUAAAGCUCCACAACAUACUGAACUUCAACAGUCUCCAGUCUUUUAUUAUUAUUUUAUAUUAAAGAGUAAGUCUGGAGAUUCUAUGUUUAUCCUAUUGUCAACAAAUGCCCUACAUCCACUACAUUUCAGAAGGAAAGCGUUGCUUAAAGUAACGUUUGAAAACACCUACAGUGCUUUCUUUUGGUCUUUUCAUGGGAUUUAAGGGAAACCUCAAAAUAUAGAAUAUUUUGAGUCUUAUGUAACUGUUAAAACUUAAAUACUACUUCAAGAAAGUGCAAAACAAAGCUGGUGUUGCAUGUUCAACACAAUUAUAAAGGACACAAUGAACAUCAUAAUCUUAAUUUUCUUGUUUGUUUCUUCGCACGUUUGGAGACUAUUGCUUUUAUACAUGUAGAUAUUUUAGAUACUGUGCUGCAUAGAAAAGGUUUUAUGGGGAAAGAAAAAAAAAAAAAAAAAAACAAACAAACAGGCACAAAGCAAAUAUUUGGUUCUUGUGUUUUAUAGUUUAUUUCUGUAGGAACACACAUACUGUUGUGUGUACAAACAACACCAAAUAAUAGGAGUGUUCUUGUGUGGCUAACAAGAGUCAGCCUCAGAGGUCUGAUGAGAGAGGCUUUCUGUAACACAAUAAGGGCACUGCAGGGUGGAAAGAAAACAACAAAGAGAGGCAAGGUGAUUUUGUUCACUGAUGGCACAAAGUCGCUUUCUGAACUUCAACUACCAUUAGGAUCUUCUACGUAGCUGCACAGGUAUGACAAGGCAAAACCUACAACAACAGGCACGUGCAUUACCUUUAAGUGAGCUUUAAACCCGGUCACGUGGCAGAGACAAUAACUCAGAAUGCCUCUCUGUAGAUUUCACAUAAGAAAUAUCCUUAUGCACAAUUUGUUACUUCAUAUAGGUGCUCAGUGCUUCUGCAGUAAAUAGUAGGAGCUUCGAGAGUGAUUACAUCUAUUGACAUUAACAGCAUUUUGUUUAAUUCUACAGAAGUAUCAUAUUUAAUACCUUGAAAUGCUAUAAAUGAUUGACCUGUAAUUGAAUAAAAAAAAAA